Molecule: messenger RNA, 2754 nt
Organism: Knipowitschia caucasica
Lineage: Eukaryota; Metazoa; Chordata; Actinopteri; Gobiiformes; Gobiidae
Source: the annotation of a GenBank genome assembly
AUGCUGAAAGACCGGGAGCUGCUGCUUUCCCUCAGUCGCUGCAGUGAAGAUGAGAACAUGGUCCCAGUGCUGAGCUCCAGGAAGGCUUCAGAGCUCCAGGUCCACGAGGUCUGCUCCUUGCUCCAGGCUGAUCUACAGGGGGGCCUGUCCCAUGAGGAGGUGACCCGCAGGAGGCGCUAUCACGGCUGGAAUGAGUUUGACAUCACUGAGGAAGAGCCGCUAUGGAGGAAGUACAUCUCCCAGUUCAAAGACCCCCUGAUCCUUCUCCUCUUGGCCUCGGCUCUGGUCUCUGUGUUGAUGCAUCAGUAUGACGACGCCUUCAGCAUCACCGUGGCCAUUACGAUUGUAGUGACGGUGGCCUUCGUACAGGAGUACCGCUCAGAGAAGUCUCUGCAGGAGCUCAACAAAUUAGUGCCUCCUGAAUGUCACUGUGUCAGAGAUGGCGCUCUGGAGCAGCGUUUGGCUCGUGACCUGGUUCCUGGAGACACCGUGUGUCUUUCGGUCGGAGAGAGAGUCCCGGCCGACCUGCGGCUGGUGGAGGCCUCAGACCUGUCUGUGGAUGAGUCCAGUCUGACCGGAGAGACCUCGCCCUGCUCCAAAAGCUCCGCCCCCUCGGUUUCCAACGGCGACAUGUCGUCAAGACAGAACAUCGCCUUCAUGGGGACGCUGGUGCGCUGCGGCAAAGCUAAGGGCAUUGUGAUCGGGACGGGAGAGAACUCUGAGUUUGGAGAAGUGUUUAAGAUGAUGCAGGCGGAGGAGGCCCCGAAGACCCCGCUGCAGAAGAGCAUGGACCUCCUGGGGAAGCAGCUGUCGCUCUACUCCUUUGGGAUCAUAGGGGUGAUCAUGUUGGUGGGAUGGCUGCAGGGGAAGAGGAUCAUGGACAUGUUCACCAUUGGCGUCAGUCUGGCCGUGGCUGCCAUCCCAGAGGGCCUCCCCAUCGUGGUCACGGUAACACUGGCUCUGGGCGUCAUGAGGAUGGUGAAGAAGAGGGCCAUCGUGAAGAAGCUUCCGAUAGUGGAGACUCUGAGCUGCUGUAACGUCAUCUGCUCUGAUAAAACCGGGACACUGACGACAAACGAGAUGACGGUGACUCAGAUCUACACCUCAGACGGACUCCACGCUGAGGUGUCUGGAGUGGGGUACUCGGGGAUGGGGGAGGUGGUCCUGGAAGGAAGAGUCAUCCACGGCUUCUCUGCUCCAUCAGUCGCCAAAAUAGUGGAGGUGGGCUGUGUGUGUAACGACUCUGUGAUCAGGAACCACACUCUCCUCGGUCGACCCACAGAGGGCGCUCUGAUCGCACUGGCCAUGAAGAUGGGGCUGGAGUCUCUGCAGCAGGAGUUUGUUCGUCUGGAGGAGGUUCCAUUUUCCUCUGAGCAGAAGUGGAUGGCAGUGCGCUGUGUCCACCGCACUCAGCAGGACAGGCCGGGGGUGUUCUAUGUGAAAGGGGCGUUCGAGCAGGUGAUCCGCUUCUGCAGCUCGUACCAGAGCAGAGGAGUCGCACUGCCGCUCACUCACCAGCAGAGGGAGCUGUACCAGCAACACAUCAGCUACAUGGGCUCAGCCGGACUCAGAGUGCUAGCCUUCGCCUCGGGCCCAUCCCUCUCCUCCCUCUCCUUCCUGGGGUUGGUGGGGAUGCUGGACCCUCCUCGCUCUGGGGUCAAAGACGCCGUGUCCACACUGAUCCAGUCUGGGGUCGCUGUGAAGAUGAUCACCGGGGACUCCCAGGAGACCGCGGUGGCUAUAGCGGGCCGGCUCGGGCUGUACUCCAAAGGGGCUCGGUCUCUGUCUGGAGAGGAGCUGGACUCUCUGGACCUCCUGCAGCUCUCACAGGUCGUCCCUCAGAUCGCAGUGUUCUACAGAGCCAGCCCCAGACACAAGCUGAAGAUCGUCAAGUCUCUGCAGAGGAUUGGAGCUGUGGUGGCGAUGACAGGAGAUGGUGUGAAUGAUGCCGUGGCUCUGAAAGCUGCAGACAUCGGUGUGGCCAUGGGCCGCAGCGGCACCGACGUGUGUAAGGAGGCGGCGGACAUGAUCCUGGUGGACGACGACUUCCAGACCAUUCUAUCUGCGAUAGAAGAAGGCAAAGGAAUCUACAACAACAUCAAGAACUUUGUGUGUUUCCAGCUGAGCACAUCGAUAGCUGCUCUGACCCUCAUCUCGUUAGCGACCCUCAUGAAUUUCCCGAAUCCCCUGAACGCGAUGCAGAUCCUGUGGAUCAACAUCAUCAUGGACGGACCCCCAGCACAGAGUUUGGGGGUGGAGCCAGUGGACCCUGAUGUCAUCAGGAAGCCUCCUCGUAACAUCAAUGACAGCAUCCUCACUCGCAGCCUCCUGGUGAAGGUCCUGGUGUCUGCUCUGAUCAUCGUGUGUGGGACUCUGUUUGUGUUCUGGAGAGAGCUGCAGGAUAAUGUGAUCACUCCACGGGACACGACCAUGACCUUCACCUGCUUUGUGUUCUUCGACAUGUUCAACGCCCUCAGCUCCCGCUCCCAGACGCGGCUGGUCCAUGAGCUGGGUCUCCUCAGUAACCCCGUCUUCUGUGUGGCGGUGCUGGCCUCCAUCAUGGGUCAGCUGCUGGUCAUCUACUCCCCGCCCCUGCAGAGGGUGUUCCAGACCGAGAGCCUGAGCCUCGCUGACCUCCUGUUCCUGGCCGCUCUGACCUCGUCCGUCUGUGUGGUGUCUGAGUUCAUGAAGAAGAUGGAACAGUGGAGGAGGAGGGAGAGAGCGCCCCCUGCCAGGAACUUCCAUGAGGUAUGA